AUGCGCGCGCAUGCGGCGGUGGGCAUCGAUCUGGGCACUUCCUGCUGCCGCAUCGGGCUCUGGCGCGACGGGGAUGUGCUCAUCGUGCCGAACGAUCGGGGGUGCCUGGCCACCCCCAACUGCGUGGGCUUCCUGGACUGCACGGGGCCUGUAGUGGGGGAAGCCGCCGUUGAGCAGGCGUCCGCGAAUUUGGCGAACACUAUCUUCGCGCCCCAGCGGCUGCUGGGGGCCUCCUUCGACAGCCCCUGGGCCCAGCGGCUCCGGAGCACCGCGCAGGUGGUGAAGGGCGACGACGGCAGCGCCAUGUACCGCGUGAGGGACCGGGGCAAGGAGAGGAUCCUGGAGCCUGGGGAGGUCCUGGCCAUUUUGCUGCAGCAGAUGAAGCGGCAAGUGGAGCAAUGCCUUGGGGUGCACGUGAAGGCGGCAGUAGUGACGGUGCCGGCCAAGUACGGCAAGCAGCAAAGGCGCGCUCUGCAGGAGGCUCUGCGCAUGGCUCAGCUGGAGGUUUUGGCCUUGGUCAAGGCUCCCACGGCCGCGGCCAUCGCCUUCUCCUUGACCAACCCCCGGGACGUGCCACGGGAUGUGCUGGUGCUGGACUUUGGGGCCUGUUACUGCGACUUCUGCCUGCUCACGUUGCAGGGCAAGUGUCUCUGCGAGCGCGCUGUGGGCAGUGAGUUUGUGGAUUUGGACUCCUUGCUGGUGAAGUUCUGCCUCACUGACAUCCGGCUCCGCCUGGGCUUGGACUUGUCCGAGGACAUGGUGGCGCAGUUGCGGCUGAGCAUGGCCUGCGAGAGUGCCAAGCGGAAGCUGUCCCAAUGGAACCAGACCCGGGUGAACGUGGAGGCGUUGGUGGAGGGCAACGACUACUGCGUGGCUAUGUCGCGGAGUUACUUCGAGGAGUUCUGCAGCCGGGACAUCGACUGCCUGCUGGAGAUCUUCGACAUCUGCUUGGAGGAGUCGGGCCUCGAGCGCAACGGAGUGGAUGUGGUCCUUGUGGGAGGCUCCUCCCGGAUCCCCCGGUUCCGGCGCCUAGUGAAGGACUUCUUCCGGGGCCAGCAGCCCAGCGAGGUCCUGCGCCCGGACCACGCCGCGGUGCUGGGGGCCGCGGUCUACGCCGCCCGCCUCGCGGGGAACCAGGCCCCGGACAGCGAGGACGACUUUGCGGUGGACGACGAGCGGCUGCCGCGGAGCGAGGCCGUGAGCAGCGGGGGGAUCUACAGCUUCGAGGGUCUGAGGCUGGAGGAGAUCAUGCCCUGGUCCUCCAUCACGGUGGGCGACUUCCCGCAGUUGGACGAGGUGCCCUGCAACGAGUGCUUCGGCCUGGCCCUCCCGCGCGAGGCCAAGAAGCUUCGUGGCUCCUGGCAGAAGAUGCCCUCGGGGCGGGUGGUGGAGACGCCCCGCAGACCCGCGGCUAUGGGAAAUGGGGGAGCACAGCCGCCGUGA
Messenger RNA from Effrenium voratum, 1443 nucleotides. NCBI's taxonomy places the organism in Eukaryota, Dinophyceae, Suessiales, Symbiodiniaceae. The record is from the annotation of a GenBank genome assembly.